AUGGUGCAUGAGGGGGACACAGUUGAAGAAUUUGAUCAGAUCUGCGAGGUGCAGAGUGACAAGGCAGCUGUGGAAAUCACAAGUCAGUAUGCUGGCGUCAUCAGACAGCUGCACCACACACCUGGCAGCAUGGUGCAGGUUGGGGAGGCGCUUCUGAGCAUAGAGAUGGAGGAUGAGGUGGGCGCAGCAGAGAGCACUAGCAGCACGCUUGAAAGUGUUGCCGAUCAGCCACCGACUGCUUCCACCACAGCUGCUGUUGCCAGCAGUUCCACGGACGCACAGGCAACCUUGGCAUCGCCAGCGGUCAGACGAGUAGCUCGGGAGCACGGCAUCAAUCUGGCAUCUAUACCUGGUUCAGGGCCUGAUGGUCGCAUCACCAAAGGUGUGGCCUACGCCACAGAAGCAACCACGACACAUGGAGCCAUGGGGUAUCGGAGGGCCAUGGUGCGGAGCAUGACAGCGGCUGGUGCCGUGCCGCACUUUCACUAUUGCGACGAAAUUUCUGUGGGAGCCUUGCUGCGGCUGCGGACGUCUUUGCUAAGCGACCCUGCGCUCAAAGGCCUGAAGCUCACCUUCCUCCCCUUCAUGCUCAAGGCUGUGUCUGUGGCGAUGCGGCAGUGGCCGGACAUCAACGGCAGCCUGAGCGCUGACGGCACCUCCCUGCUGCAGCAUCACUCACAUAACCUCGGCGUUGCUAUGGCCACACCUUCUGGCCUGGUGGUGCCCAACAUCAAGGGGGUGGAGAGCAGGAGCAUAGUGGGCAUCGCGCAGGAGCUGGCGCGACUGCAGGGGCUGGCGCAGGCUGGUCGGCUGGGCCAGGAGGACCUGUCCGGGGGAACCCUCACAGUCUCAAACAUCGGCGCCAUCGGGGGCACCUACGCCACGCCGCUGGUCAAUGUCCCAGAGGUCGCCAUCGUCGCCCUGGGCAAGGUGCGAGAUGUGGCCCAACAGGGCAAGUACGGCGAGCUGGAGAUGGUUCCAAUGCUGGCGGCCAGCUGGGGCGCAGAUCACAGAGUCAUCGAUGGGGCCACCCUGGCGCGAUUUUCAAACUCCUGGAAGGCGUUUGUUGAGGAGCCAGAACGCCUGCUGCUUCACCUCCACUGA
Molecule: messenger RNA, 1104 nt
Organism: Coccomyxa subellipsoidea C-169
Lineage: Eukaryota; Viridiplantae; Chlorophyta; Trebouxiophyceae; Coccomyxaceae
Exons: 8
Coding region: 1-1104 (367 amino acids)
Cellular component (GO): mitochondrion; cytoplasm
Molecular function (GO): lipoic acid binding; acetyltransferase activity
Source: RefSeq, a predicted model, not a curated record